CCUAACUUGUUCCAUACUGUCACUGUGCUUAUACUAGUUAUACUGUCAAUGAUAAUUAACAGUUUAAUAUUUCAGCUUACACCAGUAAAGUGUGAAAUCAUUGUGUGGAAUAACCAUGUCUCUCAAUUUCCAGAGUAUAAACCUGUCCGAGCCUACAGAAGAGUUUAAGCAGUCUGUGUGUAAGAACUUCAACACAAGUCUUGAACAGCUGGAGAAAGACGUUCUUUCACUCAGAGAAUGGCUGAAGUCUCAGACACAUCUACCUCAGUGCGCCAGCGACACAAUGUUAAAAGCGUACUUGAUAGCCUGCAAGAAUAAAAUGGAUAGAGCCAAAACCAAAAUAGAGAACUACUACGUCGCAAGAGCUGAGCUUCCUGAGAUAUUCUCUGAUAGAGAUCCGGCCAGUCAGAAAAUUACAAUUGACGGAGAAAUCAUACACAUAUACACACUGCCCAAACUGACUCCGGACGGCUGUAGAGUGAACAUGGUUGGCUUCCGAACCACAGAGGCAAAGAGGUUUGACACAAACGCUUAUUCCAAGAGAACACUGAUGGCCGAAGACAUUAAGAUCAACAAGGAAGCGUUUGUGAACGGAGCUUAUUUUGUGUUUGACGGAAGAUUCAUGUCGAUGAGCCAUGUGAUGAAGGUGACUCCCCGUAUGUGUUACAAUUUGGUACACUGUGCUCAGAAUGUCCUGCCAGUCAUCAUCAGGGGAAUUAUAUUUAUAAACGCUCCUUCAUACCUAGAGAUAAUUCUGAGCUUCCUGAGACCAUUCAUGAAGAGCAAGUUGUUCCAGAGGAUUCAUGUACACACUAAGGGACCAGAAGUGCUGGAGAAGUAUUUCCCGAUAGCUCUCUUGCCCAAAGACUACGGAGGAGAAGAGGACAACAGUGACCUACUGAAUGAGUCCUGGAUGAAGUGUUUGAGAGAUAAUAAAGACUGGUUUUUGAAAGAAGGACAGCUAAAAGCAGACAUAAAAGUUGCUCCAACCGAGAAAAAGAAGGAGUUUGAAGAGAUGCAGGGAUCUUUCAAAGCUCUUGCUAUUGACUGAAGAAAUCCAGGUGAUUGUCUGUGAUAGAGCAAGGGUUCAACUGUUUUGAAAAGAAAUAAUGAAGAACAGUACAAAGAAGAAAUGUAAUUUACAUUAACUAUAUUUAAGAGACCUUCAUUUUUUGUAUAAAAUUUGUUAAAAUAUUUAUAAAAUUUAUUAUAAAUGAAAAUUCUUGUAAAACAUA
Macrosteles quadrilineatus (aster leafhopper) is the source of this 1235-nucleotide messenger RNA. Its product is annotated as alpha-tocopherol transfer protein-like. Lineage: Eukaryota; Metazoa; Arthropoda; Insecta; Hemiptera; Cicadellidae. The record is from RefSeq and is a predicted model, not a curated record. Gene Ontology annotation, molecular function: phosphatidylinositol bisphosphate binding. Gene Ontology annotation, cellular component: membrane. The coding region runs from base 116 to 1051 and encodes 311 amino acids. The transcript is spliced from 7 exons.